AUGCUUCCCUACCCGGAGGUGCUCGACGAGCACAAGGGCGGAGGGCUUUCUUUGUCGGCACGGUGGGCUAGGUCUUUCCUCAAUGUGUUUGUGGCCUGGUCCAACUUUGUCGUCUUGGGGUGUCCUCGUGAAGAUGGGAGUGGGUUCGAGCCGCGAGUAGGGUAUCGGUGCCUCGAACAUGUUCGGGAUUUUGCUGAUAGGCUGCUUGGCGAGGUGGAAGAAUUUGUUUGUGAUGAACUGGCCCAGGGGACCUUCAAGGCCGAAGGCAAGAAGGCUUCGAUCGAAGAGGUGCUCGUGAGGCUACAGUGUACAGGAGCUGCAUGUUACUUUGACUCUGCGGGCAAGGCUGCGGCGAAGGUGGCUUCGACGGCUUUGCCAGUGGUGUCCUCUCGAGUUGCGACCCCCUUGCAGGCAGGACAGGUUGACCCUUUAGAUUGGUUGCCCCCUGCGCAAGCCUGGGUAGUCGAGCAUCUUGAAGAGAUGCGGCUGCCCGAGCAUCUUUGGAGCGAGCGUGUGCUCGCCUGUCACCAGGUGCCAGCCGAGGAAGAGCCGGCGCUCGCCGAUCGGCUGUUGGAGGCAGGGAUGGCGGUGCUGGUCCCCGAGACUGAGCUACCACGACGGAGCGAUGGGUCCCUGCUUUCGGGAGGCCUCUUCGCAGUGGAGCCUGCUUCGCUCGACUACUUUUACGGCCAGGUGAGUAUCUCAGGGGUUCUGGUGAUGAUCUCCGUGGCGGCCAAGCACGGAGGGCGACCGGGUGUCCGGUACCGAUUGUGCUUCAGAGUCCUGGGGAUGGGCGAUCGGAACGGGUGUGCCAUCGCUCAGGCGACGCACGAAUCGAUCCUGAAGAAGUUCGGUCUGCUACAACCUCAGCAUCAGCUUAGAUACGGUGAUCAUAUACCAGAUUCGAGUUUGGUGGAGGGCGUGUACAUUGAUGACCUGCUGAUUGCGCGCAUUUGUCAACAUGGUGAGGUAGUCCCCGUAGAUGGCAGUUUUCAACCUCCUCCCCCGGAUCCCGAGGAUGAAGAUGUACUACAUGUACGAGCUGCUGAAGAAGCUUAUGAGGCCGCCGGCUUGGAACGAGCGAUACACAAAGCCUUUCGCUUCGAGACGGCCUUCCGUUGGGCCAGCAAGGAGGUUUUGCAGGCGAUCCUCGGCUACCUUUCCUUCAUUUUCCAGUACAGGCGGCGGCUCGAUCGGCGGCUCCUCGCCACGGAUGCCACGCCUACGAGUGGAGGGGCGGUCGUGGCCGAGGCGCCCGAGCCCUUAGUACGAGCUCUUUGGAGGCGCACCGAUGUGAAGGGUGAAGCGGUGCGCCUGGACAGGACCUCUGACUUCGUGAUACGACUCGCCAGCAUCUUCGACAACGGAGGGCAGAUCAAGAUAUGCCUCAACGACAGCCGGGUUGUAGUCGGAGCUUGCACCAAGGGGCGAUCAAGUUCAUUCAAGUUGAAUGGCAUGUUGCGCUCUCAGCUUCCCUAUCUGAUCUUUGGGGACCUGGCUCUCGCCCUGCUGUGGGUUGAGACCGAGUCCAACUUUGCCGAUUGGCCAUCGAGAUUCAGACCGCUACCGGCACCACGGUCCCCGCCUGAAUGGUUAGCCCGCCUAGGUGUAUGCCCUGAAGGUGACUUCCGCGGCAUUAUUUGCGGGCCCAGCACGCUUGACUCAGUGGAGGAGCCGGUGCUCUACAGCACCAGCCCGGGCCUCUGGAGUGAGAAGUUGGAGCAGUUGAUUGCCAGCCGGCGGAUCCGAUGGCUGUGGCUAGCACCUCCAGAGCAUUCUUUCAGCACGAAGGGGGGGACCGCGAGACCCAAAGGACUAUCCGAAGGUGAUGUGCGGCUGCCCGAGGUCGCGUGGGGAAACCUUAUUUGGAGACGUGUGCUACAGUUGGCUGCCCAGGUCAUGGAUGCCGGUGGCUACUUCUUCAUCGUCCACUCGAAGGGCUCCAAGGCGUGGCGUCUGAGGGACACCGAGCUGUUCUUGCGAAGGGAGGGCAUUGUUCGGUUGCAGUUUGACUUUAGUGCAUUCUGGGACGGAGAUCAGACGAGAGCACCGGGACGCAGGAUAAGAACGCUUGCUCUGCUGCUUAUGUUCUUGCACAAAGGGGCGGAUGCAGAGGGACCGGGAGAGGUGAUGGGAUUAAAGAUCGGCGACUUGCUGUUCCCUGAAGAUGAAGAGCUGUCUGAGGGCGACUUCAAGGUAAUCCGAUGGCUAAAGUGGUGGUGCGCAGACCGCGGGCGCAUUACACUUUGGCAAGCUUCCGCUCUGGAGGCGCGACUCACUACUCACCAUUUCAAGACGUUUGCGGACCUAGCCUCCUUGCAGUACUUGGGUCGAUGGGUUCGUGCGGAAACGCUCUGCCACUACCUGCACGAGGCCAUGGCUGUUCACACUGCUUCCCAAGCUUCAGACACAGCGCGAUCAGUGAUCAAGGAGGUCGAGAGCGCUAGCAGGGAAGCAGCGGAGGUCCGGACGGACCAAACAGCGGCCAACAGCGGCCGCAGGGGCCGCGCUGCUCGAACGUCGAGCUCGUCAACGGCUUCGCCACCGCCAGACCAACCGAGCAACCCUGCUCCCCGAGUCGCUGUUGCAGACCACUUGAGCGUCACAGGUUCAGUGGUAGCCAGGCACACGGAGGACCGCAUCUACAUUGUGGUCGCCAAUCCCGGAGAUCCCGAUCGUGUGGGUGUCUUCGUGGGAAAAUGGAGGAGUCUGGAAGAGGAGACCUUGGACGAGGCUCGGGCGGUCUGGGCUCGAGCGCACCCCGACGGAGCGCAGAACUUCUUCAACAAGUGCAGCAGAGUGCGGCGAGGCUUGGAGAACAAGACCGCGGCUUGUCGCCCGCGAAUUUUGAGUGACAGUGCCGCGACUCAGGCGGCAGCCAGGUGGAGAGGUGGCGACGCGGCUCGGCAGUGGACCAGCACCCUGGCGAAGAUCGCGGCGGCGCUGCAGCAGUGGGUGGUACCGACCAGAGCAGGGCAAGCUGCGUCAGGCCAGGCGCAGCUUGCAUGCGGCGGCGCGCACCCGGCCCCUGAGGCCCGUCACCGAACCUGUGGAGGGCCCGCAGCAGUUGGCCUGGUGGCGCACCAAGCUUUCAUGGAGAACUUUCAUUCUGUUGGCGGUGUUGGUGCUCUUUCUGGUGCUCUUUCCGAAAGCAGUGGCUUUGGCAGUGACCCUCACACUGCGGCUGGUGGUCAAGGCGGCGAUGCACGUGAUCUGGUAGGGUAUGGCCAGCCGGUGGCCCACCCCAUGUUCUACUCGCCGCCGGCUUCGUCGCCACCACCUUUGCCCACCGGAAGCAAUAACAAUGAGCAAAACCGACCUGGAGUCGCCCAGGUGGCCCUCCCGACCCGCCCCUGGGACUUCCUCACUUUGGUGCUCGUCGUCUUGCAACUCCGCCAACAGCUGGCGGGAGGGGGUGGGAUAGGUGGCCCUUGCCAGUGA
Messenger RNA from Symbiodinium sp. CCMP2592, 3441 nucleotides. The record is from the annotation of a GenBank genome assembly. Lineage: Eukaryota; Dinophyceae; Suessiales; Symbiodiniaceae.